GGGCAGAGCUUAUGAAGAGGGGGCUGGGACACUCAGGCUGAUUGAGAACAGCUGUUGCUCUUCAAUCUCAGAGAUCUUUGGACUCUGCCCGGAGCAGGCUCACAGUGUACUCCAAACUACAAGGAGCCUGCACAGGUUCCCUGAGACAGCCCAAGGUUCCUCUGCCCACUGUGGCUUCCAGAAACUUCUGAAACAAAAGACCAGACGGGGAUUCUCCAUCCAACAGCUGGACUCGUCCUCCCCAUCACCAGCCCCACCUCUGUCUGCUGCUGCCCAGGAAAGGCUGGAGGAAGAGACAGGAGAAACAGACCUGCCCUUUCUCCCAGUCCCUCCACUCACUCAGCGCUGACAUCAGGAGACCCCAUGGCCCAAGCUCUCUGUGGUUGCUGCCCCUGGCUUGUCCUCCUCUGUGCUUGUGCCUGGAGCCACCCAAAGCCAGGGUACCUUGGAAGAGAAGAUGUGAGAAACUGUUCGGCCAACCCUCCGCACCUUCCAGUUACUGCGGUCAAUACCACAGCACGUCUCUCAGCCCUCCGCCAACAGAUACAGGCCUGGAAUCUCUCUGCCUACAUCAUCCCAGACACGGAUGCCCACAAGAGUGAAUACAUUGGCAAACACGAUGAGAGGCGUGCAUGGAUUACAGGCUUCAAGGGGACUGCAGGGAUUGCAGUAGUGACUAUUGGGAAAGCAGCUGUCUGGACUGAUAGUCGCUACUGGACUCAGGCGGAGCGGGAGAUGGACUGCAACUGGGAUCUCCAUAAAGAAGUUGGUAUUACUUUUAUCGUCACCUGGCUCCUGGCUGAGAUUCCUGCUGGAGGACAGGUGGGCUUUGACCCCUUCCUCAUCUCUGUAGACUCCUGGAACUAUUAUGACACGAACCUCCAGGACUCCAACAUACAGCUGGUGUCCAUCACAACCAAUCUUGUCGACCUGGUAUGGGGCUCAGAGAGGCCCCCGGUGCCGAGUGAACCCAUCUAUGCCUUGGAAACAGCAUUCACAGGGAGCACUUGGCAGGACAAAGUAUCCGACAUUCGAAGUCAGAUGCAGAAGCAUAGCAAGGCCCCGACUGCUGUCCUUCUGACAGCCCUUGAUGAGACGGCCUGGCUCUUCAACCUUCGCAGCAGUGACAUCACCUAUAACCCCUUCUUCUAUUCCUACACUCUGCUCACGAACUCUUCCAUCAAGUUAUUUGUAAACAAGAGUCGCUUUAGUCCUGAGACCCUGCAGUACCUGAACUCUGGCUGCAUAGAGUCCAUGUGUGUGCAACUUGAAGACUACAACCAAAUUCGUGACAGCGUCCAGGCCUAUGUCUCAGGAGAUGUGCGGAUCUGGAUUGGGGCCCAAUAUACCAUGUAUGGGCUCUAUGAAGUGAUACCCGAGGAGAAACUCGUGGCAGAUGCCUACUCCCCAGUGAUGAUGACCAAGGCGGUGAAGAACAGCAAGGAGCAAGCCCUCCUCAAGGCCAGCCAUGUGCGGGACGCUGUGGCUGUGAUCCGGUACUUGGUCUGGCUGGAGAAAAACGUGCCCAGAGGCACAGUGGAUGAGUUCUCAGGGGCAGAGUUCAUGGACCAGUUACGAGGCAAAGAAGACUUCUUUUCCGGACCCAGUUUCCAGACCAUCUCUGCUAGUGGCCUGAAUGCUGCCCUCGCCCACUACAGCCCGACUAAGGAGCUGAACCACAAACUGUCCCCAGAGGAGAUGUACCUGGUGGAUUCUGGGGGCCAAUACUGGGACGGAACCACAGACAUCACCAGAACAGUCCACUGGGGUACGCCCUCUGCCUUCCAAAAGGAGGCCUACACCCGCGUGUUGAUGGGAAACAUUGAUCUGUCCAAGCUCAUCUUUCCUGCUGCUACAUCAGGGCAUGUGCUAGAAACUUUUGCCCGCAAAGCCUUGUGGGAUGUUGGGCUCAAUUAUGGCCAUGGAACAGGCCAUGGCAUUGGCAACUUCCUGUGUGUGCAUGAGUGGCCAGUGGGAUUCCAGACCAAAAACAUUGCUAUGGCCAAGGGCAUGUUCACUUCCAUCGAACCUGGCUACUAUCAGGAUGGAGAAUUUGGGAUCCGUAUUGAAGAUGUGGCCCUUGUGGUGGAAGCAAAGACCAAGUACCCAGGGUCCUACUUGACCUUUGAAGUGGUGUCCUUAGUGCCCUAUGACCGGAACCUCAUUGAUGUCAACCUGCUGUCCCCUGAGCAGCUCCAAUACCUGAAUCAAUACUACCAGGUCAUCCGAGAGAAGGUGGGCCCGGAGCUCCAACAACGCCAGUUGCUUGAGGAGUUUGAGUGGCUACAGCGGCACACAGAGCCCCUGUCUGCCCGGGCACCACAUACAGCCUCUUUGGCCUCUGUGCUGGUGGCCUCUACUCUUGCCAUCCUCAGCUGGAGUAACUAGAGGCUCCUGAUUCCCUGCUAACUCACCACAUGGAUGUACGACUCACUUACUCAGCUCCCCUCUGCCUGAAACAUGCAUGCCCCAAGAGCCCCUGCCAGCCCAACACUGGAAACCAUUGCCCUCAGCUUCCUCUAGACCAGUCCCCAAGCAGCACAUACCCUCCUCAGCAACUAUAUGCCUCACCCUGGAUUCCCAGACCCAGACCUGGGAUAGUGGAGCCAACCAGUCCCUUCCUCUAGUGGGUAGAGCUUGCUAUACAGCUGCUGUCCCUCCCCACAAAUAAAAGACAAUGCCCCUAACCCCAGGGACUCCGUGGCCCAGGGAGAACACUCCCCUGUCACCACCUGCUGGAGAGCUCCAGAGCUCUCCCACUCUGUAGGCUGCCUCUGGCUAACCCACCUGCCCUCAGUCCUACAAUGGCCUCCUGGCUACAAUCCCUGAGGCUGAAAAGACAAGGCUCCCUCCCACUUGCCAGCUGUACCUGUAGAGGAAGGGGAAGCAAGGGUGGCUGCAUCCCCUAGUUGCAAACUCCCAGCCUAGGACUGGAGAGGACAGACCAGUAAAACAGAGAGCCUGCAGCCAGAGACCAGCGAUGAGCACGCACCCACGUGUGAGCCCAUCACUCCUAAACCCUGAGUACACUCCACACCAAGUGACAGCAUAGGGCAUUU
Fukomys damarensis (Damara mole-rat) is the source of this 3059-nucleotide messenger RNA. It is a transcript of the gene Xpnpep2, whose product is annotated as X-prolyl aminopeptidase 2. The transcript has 21 exons. Gene Ontology annotation, molecular function: metalloaminopeptidase activity. Bases 364 to 2388 code for a protein of 674 amino acids. NCBI's taxonomy places the organism in Eukaryota, Metazoa, Chordata, Mammalia, Rodentia, Bathyergidae. The record is from RefSeq and is a predicted model, not a curated record.